GCGACUGCGCGCUUAAACUAAAAUUUGAAUGGGCUUGCCCCUAUUAAAACUGACCAAUGAAUGAGAAAGAUAAAGGUCAAGAAUCAAUUAAUCAAUGCUUGUCAUUGGCUGCAUGCAGUGGAGACAUUUAGGAACCCUAGAAGUUAUAACGGAGAGAUAUGAAGAGUGAAAGAAAGGGGAAACGAUAUUCCCUGCCCUCACCGCUACAGUCCUGCGGCUGACGGCAGCGCCGAACAUUCUACCUUGGAGAGAACAGCUUGUCAGUGGGAGGUAACCUACAUGAUGCCCCCCUCGUGCAUUUAUCAAUUCAGUGUCCAUCCGUGUUGCUGCGCCGUGCGUUUUAUUUGUGUACGUAAAUGCCUAGCGCACUGAGGUAUUGUAAAGCGCACCGAUGGAUGCAGCCUGCGUGCGCGUUUUGGAACGGGGUAAUUUGUGAUCACAUCUGAAGCAGCUUAAAACACACUGCAGUGAGCAGAAAAGAAGACGGGGCUUGGACGAGCAGCACUCUGUGGAUAAUAAGCCCUUUGUAAUUCCUUACCCCCGUGUGUGUCACAUCAAUGGAUAGGCGAGGCUUGAAUUGCCGAAAUGCAUAGAUGGAAGUGAUGACUGCCUUCGGUGAACUAUAACUCCCGUCCAGACAGGGUGAAUGAAGGCUCGGCGCGGACAACAUGUAAGAAUUGAGCCUUUGGUGUACAACUAAGUCUCCUCACUCUUGAAGCCGCUACCUGCAUUUCUGAUGUGGGCUUAAAGGCUUCUUGAGGAUACCUGCUGGAUUUUUUUCUUUCGGUGUUGCAUCCCAGAUUAACGCAUUAUUCCUCUCGAAAAUGGAGAACGGAGCAACCCUGAAGAGACGAGAGAGAUAUUGUGUAUUCUCGACAACUUUAUCAAUUCUCCAAUACAUAGGAUACCUAUUCACUCACUGAACUGCGGGACUUCUUUCAUCGACAUAACCAGGAGGGAAAAUAGAAAUAAGCAUCUUGAAGUCCGCACUGGGUUGUGAGGUGAAAUCUAAUCAGAUGCAGCAGGGUUGAUGACUGUAAUACGGACUUGAAGAAAAGUUACAGCGAGCGGGACGUUUAAAAUAAUCCCACCUCUGCCCCUCAAUGUAUGGAUGAUGGUCUGUCAUACAUCAAAUGUCAGGAUUUAUCUAACUGGGAAUUGACCACAUGAGGUUCUCCGUGCUCUACAUGUUGUGGAGAGGUUACUUUCUUAACAUUUAGUUUAGAUCUGAGAGAAAAUAAAAACAGUGUGACUUCAAUUUCACCUAACUCGUCAUUUGGAGAAAACCUGGGAUCACCGUGGACAUCGCUUUACAUCGGGAGAGUAGUUCCAACAAUGGUGUUAUGUGCGUCCUGAACAAAAAUAGGAAAUAUCGGAUGCAUUAUCAUCACUGUGAGAGUUAAUAGCAUGUUCAUUCAGACUAAUGUGUGGAUUACAUACCACGUCGUUUUGAGAGUGGGAGCACAAUGUGUCUGACAAGAAAACAUCACCACGGAUUCGGCCAAAUCGCCUGAGAAUUGCGGAUGUUUUAUCGAUGCAGUUUUUGGGGAGAGAGCGGGAGAGGGACCGUUCUCCGUCUAAAGCAGACACCCUGCAGACCUCGGCGUCUUCGUGAACAAGGACAGCUUUAUGGUGGAUUGGAAGUUAACAUGAGGAUGACCAGAACCCCUUGGAACUGUGAUUGAAUUGGCAGUGAGCCCAAAUCCUCAUUCCAAAGAGUGGAAGACCAGUCAAUAAAUUAUGAAUGUUAAACAAGAUGACCUCCUCUCAGCAGCAGCAGAUGAUGCGAGGUCCUAGGUGGAACCGGGCCUUGUCCGACCCUUUGUUUGUGGUGCUUCUGGCCCUGCAACUGCUGGUGGUGGCAGGGCUGGUACGUGCUCAGACAUGCCCCUCUGUCUGCUCCUGUAGUAACCAGUUCAGCAAAGUCAUCUGCACCCGACGAGGUUUGCGGGAAGUCCCUGAUGGCAUCUCUACCAACACACGCUACCUGAAUCUGCAAGAAAAUCUCAUUCAGGUCAUAAAGGUGGACAGCUUCAAGCACCUAAGACAUCUGGAGAUCCUGCAGCUGAGCAAAAACCACAUACGCAAAAUUGAGCUGGGGGCCUUCAAUGGACUGGCCAGCCUCAAUACCUUGGAGCUUUUUGAUAACCGCCUCACCACUAUCCCAAACGGGGCAUUUGAGUACCUGUCCAAACUAAAGGAGCUUUGGCUGAGGAAUAACCCCAUCGAGAGCAUUCCCUCCUAUGCUUUUAACAGAGUGCCCUCGUUAAGGCGUUUGGACCUUGGGGAGCUCAAACGGCUCUCCUACAUAUCUGAGGGGGCCUUUGAAGGGCUGAGCAACCUGCGCUACUUAAAUCUGGGAAUGUGCAAUCUGAAGGAAAUUCCCAACCUUAUUCCCCUGGUGAAGCUGGAUGAACUGGAGAUGUCGGGGAACCAGCUAGCUGUCAUCCGACCUGGCUCUUUUAAAGGGCUCAUCCAUUUGCAGAAGCUAUGGAUGAUGCAUGCACAGAUCCAGACCAUAGAAAGGAACUCUUUUGAUGACCUGCAGUCACUAGUGGAGCUCAAUCUAGCCCAUAACAACCUUACCCUCUUGCCCCAUGAUCUCUUCACUCCUUUACAUCACCUGGAGAGGGUGCACUUGCACCACAACCCGUGGAAUUGUAACUGUGACAUACUCUGGCUAAGCUGGUGGCUUAAGGAGAUGGUGCCAGCAAACACCAGCUGCUGUGCCCGCUGCAGCUCACCAACCCAGCAUAAGGGACGAUACAUUGGCGAGUUGGACCAGAACUACUUUCACUGUUAUGCUCCUGUUAUUGUGGAGCCUCCUGCGGAUCUAAAUGUGACAGAGGGAAGCGCUGCAGAGUUGAAAUGCAGAGCCAGCUCAUUGACCUCUGUAAGCUGGAUUACACCCAAUGGUUCCAUCAUGACACACGGUGCUUACAAGAUCAGAAUCUCCGUGCUGAAUGACGGCACUCUGAACUUCACCAAUGUUACCAUGCAGGACACAGGCACAUACACAUGUAUGGUCAGUAAUUCUGCAGGUAACACAACAGCAUCUGCCACACUCAAUGUGUCCUCUACAGAGAACAGCAGCUUCAGUUACUUCACCACAGUGACAGUGGAGACCAUAGAAACGCCACAUAAUGAAGGCUUCACCACCGCUGUGCAACAGAAGGUAGGCCCCACACCCUCUGCUGGUACAUGGGAGUCUGUUUCACCCACCUCUACAACUACCACCACAGUCCGGACCCCGCUCUCCACCCGCGCCACAGAGAAGACUUACACAAUCCCUGUCACAGAGCUGGGUGGGGAGGGCUCGCUGAACGGCUUGGAUGAGGUAAUGAAGACGACCAAGAUCAUCAUUGGCUGCUUUGUUGCGAUCACACUAAUGGCAGCGGUCAUGCUAAUCAUCUUCUACAAGAUGCGCAAACAGCACCACCAGCAGAACCACCACGCACCCACACGCACCAUUGAGAUCAUCAAUGUGGACGAGGACUGUGUAACAGGAGGCCCAGGCAUGGAGGGCCACCUGACCCUGCCUCCUCUUGAGCACGAGCACCUCAACCACUAUAACACCUAUAAGACUGCAUACAACCAUGCCUCCACGAUCAACUCCAUACACAGCUCAGCGCACGAACCUUUGUUAAUCCGCGCCAGCUCAAAAGACAAUGUACAAGAGACCCAAAUCUAAUACUUUUUUUCAAAAUGAGACAUUAUAAAACUGAUGGAAUUACAUAAAGACAUUACUGACAGGACAUAACUGACAAUUGGUUGAGAGAACUAUGGCUCAAACAUAGAAGAACAGACUUGUGUGUUUGGCAAAUCAGUGGCUGGUGAUGUUUAUUCAAUGACUUUGGGAAUUAGGGUAUGUCUACUGUUUCAAAAAGUGUCUUUACAAAACAGAAGUUAUUUAUUUAAGAAAAAAACUAUUGUGGUUAAAUCAAGAAAAAACUGUAUUCUGCAAUUAUUUUUUCAGCACUUAAUUCAUGUUUUUUUCACCUUCCUCUCAUUUCAUGGGAUUGGUUUACUAAUAUGCAUUCAAACUCUGUUUGAAGACAUCUGUUGAAGAAAAACUCCUGACAUUUUUUUUUUUUUCUUAUUUGGUAAACUGCAUUCUUUGGAUCUGAUGAGAUAGUAACCUCAUUUCCCCCAUGUAUCAAAGGAAUUUUCUCCAGCUGUAGAUUAAGUGAUGAAAUAUUUUGUGACCAUCUAUAACUGAGAUAAAUUGAACACUUGUUACAAUGAGUAACUGUCUGACAACAUUUUAUCUGUCCCAUACAUGUUAGGCACUCUCUG
This is a messenger RNA of Perca fluviatilis (European perch), 4296 nucleotides long. Its product is annotated as leucine-rich repeat-containing protein 4C-like. Gene Ontology annotation, molecular function: cell-cell adhesion mediator activity. Lineage: Eukaryota; Metazoa; Chordata; Actinopteri; Perciformes; Percidae. Gene Ontology annotation, biological process: regulation of axonogenesis; modulation of chemical synaptic transmission; synaptic membrane adhesion. The record is from RefSeq and is a predicted model, not a curated record. The transcript is spliced from 3 exons. Gene Ontology annotation, cellular component: glutamatergic synapse; plasma membrane; postsynaptic density membrane. The coding region runs from base 1745 to 3691 and encodes 648 amino acids.